CGGGAGCGGAUUUUGCCGGCUCAGGCAUUGUAGAAUACAACACCCGUUAGCAAAGAAAAAUAGUAGGAGAAUGGGCGGGCCUGAUCCUUUUAUAACCACCGUAUGCAAAUUAAGGCUCCAAAAGUCUUACGUUUCCAUUGGGCCAUGUAGAGACCUUGCGUUAUCAGUAAUAGCUACGUAACAACACCGACUCUUGACCUUAUUGGCCAUUUCUGGAGCCAAUUUAGGACCAAUGAAAAAUUCGUUCCUGACCCCACCCCUAGGAAAGCUUAUAAAGGCUUUCCAAUUGCUGAUCUUUCAAUCCUGUUUGUUGCGAGAAUCUGAGCUCUAGGCCUUAUAGCAUUAUUUUCAAUUAUGUCUGGCCGCGGAAAGCAAGGAGGCAAGACCCGUGCUAAGGCCAAGUCGCGCUCGUCCCGCGCUGGCCUUCAGUUCCCGGUGGGGCGAGUGCACCGUCUGCUGCGCAAAGGCAACUACGCCGAGCGGGUGGGGGCCGGCGCGCCCGUCUACAUGGCGGCAGUCCUCGAGUAUCUGACCGCCGAAAUUCUGGAGCUGGCGGGCAACGCGGCCCGAGACAACAAGAAGACGCGCAUCAUCCCUCGUCACCUGCAGCUGGCCAUCCGCAACGACGAGGAACUGAACAAGCUGUUGGGCAAAGUCACCAUCGCCCAGGGCGGCGUUUUGCCCAACAUCCAGGCCGUUCUAUUACCAAAGAAAACCGAAAGCCACAAAGCCAAAAGCAAAUAAAUCCAGACAAAGUAAACCAAAGACCAAAGGCUCUUUUUAGAGCCACCCAA
Messenger RNA from Balaenoptera acutorostrata (minke whale), 794 nucleotides. Its product is annotated as histone H2A type 2-C. The transcript has a single exon. NCBI's taxonomy places the organism in Eukaryota, Metazoa, Chordata, Mammalia, Artiodactyla, Balaenopteridae. Gene Ontology annotation, molecular function: structural constituent of chromatin; DNA binding; protein heterodimerization activity. The coding region runs from base 355 to 744 and encodes 129 amino acids. The record is from RefSeq and is a predicted model, not a curated record. Gene Ontology annotation, cellular component: nucleosome.